AUGGGUCUGGAAACAUGCCACCAACUUCAUCGACUCUUCUCCCCCGAUUGUCCUGCAACUCAAGAUGUUAUCGCCAACUUCGUCAAAGACAGGCAAAACGAUUUUGGCCAUGCCUCGCUGCCUAAGAACCUUCGCGCGGUUCACUUCCACACCGUGACCAAUGCGGUCGAACAGGCUAAUAGAUUCACCGUCGCCCUCUUGGCAGAUCAACCGCCAACGCUCCUCAGUCAGAAUGUGACAAGUGAAAACCUUUUUGAUCUACGGCACACGGCCGAACGAUUUUGGCAUACGCUCACAUUUCAAGAAGCAGCCGCUUUUGUUUGA
This is a messenger RNA of Penicillium verhagenii, 324 nucleotides long. RefSeq lists its product as uncharacterized. The transcript has a single exon. The record is from RefSeq and is a predicted model, not a curated record. NCBI's taxonomy places the organism in Eukaryota, Fungi, Ascomycota, Eurotiomycetes, Eurotiales, Aspergillaceae. The coding region runs from base 1 to 324 and encodes 107 amino acids.